Coregonus clupeaformis (lake whitefish) is the source of this 2195-nucleotide messenger RNA. It is a transcript of the gene rnf182, whose product is annotated as ring finger protein 182. The transcript has a single exon. Lineage: Eukaryota; Metazoa; Chordata; Actinopteri; Salmoniformes; Salmonidae. The coding region runs from base 18 to 857 and encodes 279 amino acids. The record is from RefSeq and is a predicted model, not a curated record.
UGGGGAAGUUACGGAAUAUGGAGGAAGGGGGGAUAGUGGAGGGCUUCAGCACGGAGGAGCUGGAGUGCAAGAUCUGCUACUGCCCAUAUAGCCUAGGCAGCCGGCGCCCUAAGGUCCUCGAGUGCUGUCACCGCCUGUGUGCCAAGUGCCUGGCCAAGAUCUUAGACCUGGGCGAGUCGCCCCCCAACGCUGUGGUGUGCCCGUUUUGCCGCUUCGUCACUAGUUUCCCGGGCGAGGCGGUGGGCAGCCUGCCAGAUGACUGCAACUUGGUGGCGGCGCUGGCCCUCCAGACCCGGAACCAGAGGAACUUGCACUACCACCACGAGGGCCCCACCGAGCUGCUGCUCAGCCCCAGGCAUCUAAACUCGCUCAUGGGCAACCCUCCCAGCGGCUCCCCCUCCUCCUCCACUACCACUACCACCAGCACCACCACCACCCACACCUACUCCUCCAUCCGCGGCUCGCCGAACUACAUGGUCAUCACCAUCAUGGAACCGCCUCCAUCUCCUCAGGACCACCACCCCUACCAGCUUCACUCCCACCCCCCCGGAGUAACCACCAUCCAGGGUAGGGAUUACCACUCCUCCAGCCUGGACUCCAUGGCCUCCAUCACCCAGAGGUGGACGGUGUGGAACUGCGCCGCCCGGGCUCUGGUGUGGGUGUUGGGGCUCCUCUACUUCAGCUCCUUGCCCAUGGGGGUCUACCUGCUCAUCAUGCAGAAGACCACCCUGGGGGUCCUUCUGGUAAGCCUGGUCCCGGCAAGCCUUGUCAUGAUCAUGGUCUACGGCUUCUGCCAGUGCCUCUGUCACGAGUUCUGGGACCUCAUGCCCCGUAGCAGCCAAAGAAUGACCAUCUGAGGAGUUUAAGAACGGGUUGCAGAAAUGUUAAAUUUUUCCGAAUGAGAUCAUUACUACUGACAACGGAAAUUGGCAUCCUGGAUACCAUAGAAUAUUUCAUUGUAUUAUUUUUCUUUCUUUUUUUUACUCAGGCUCAAAUGACUUGGCGGAUUGUAUAUGGGAAGAGAGCACGUACAAGAGACGUACAGUUUAGAUCAAUCUUAAGUUUGGGCAUUUUCAGUUCUAAUCAUUUAUUUAGAUUAUGUAAUUUGUGUAUUGUGUAAACAAAACGGUCCACCAAAUGUCAAACUAUACAUAAAUAAGAAGUCGCAGUAAGUAUCAGGUAUGCUUUUGCAACCACUAUUUUUUAUUUUUUUCAGUUUGAGGUAUUAACAAUAUAACUAUCUGGCCAUAAUUGGCACAGUAGAAAUGUAUACAUUUUGUAUUGAAAUCACUUAGAGGGAGGAACAAUGGUCUAAGCUUUGGCAAGUCAGUGUAAAUAAUAAUUUGUUAUGAAGGAUGUGAAUAAUGAGGAGGACACCAAGAAUAUGAGUUAUUCAUAAUAUAACCUCCACCAUAAAUAUAUGUACUAUCGUCAUACUACCAUCAUCAUUCUGGUGUAUGUGACAAUAAAACAUCAUUCAAAAAUUGUUUUUAAUGAAAAUUGUUUCUCAAAUGUAAAGUUAAUUUUGACUGAUGUAUAUAUAAUCUCCAGAAUGUUUACAGGAUAGUCCACAAUCCAUUCAGAAGGAUGCUUCUUAUUCAGAAUUGGGUGCCAAAGUGCAAUUGACAAAUUGACCAUGGCAGUCAGGGUUGUGAUCAUUAGGGCACGCAACAGAUUUAAAAACAAUUUUGAACACAACAGGUCUUAUUCAUUAGGGCACACCAGGAGCGAAAAUGUUUUGCAAUGGAACAGAAAGUCCCUCCCUGUUUCAGUCAGUUUUCUUCCAGUUGGGGCCUAAUGAACACGGCCCAGGUGUUAUGAAUAACCCCUUUGUUUUAAUCAUCUCAAUAUCUUAAUGAGAUGUGUGCUCAUAUCGAAGGACAAGUGCAAAAUGGAGAUGUAGAUUAGCUAUGCUAUUAACAAAACUAGGUUCACAUAGAUAUCGUUUUUGGAAUGAUUUUGUAACAGCAAAGACUAUCUAUACCCAGCAAGAAAUGUUACCGAUGUCAUUGCAUUUUUUCAAAUAGCAUAACACAUUUUAUGCUUCAUACGCAUUACAUUGCCAAGCUUUCUUCUUUUGUAGUCCUAACGUACAGUUGGGGGAAUUCAAUAGUUAACCUGUAGGGGAGUGGGGUAAGUUGAGACAUUUACAUUCAGCAUCAUUCCAUCAAGGGAAAUAUAGUAUUCUUUUUAAC